Molecule: messenger RNA, 1932 nt
Organism: Cyclopterus lumpus (lumpfish)
Lineage: Eukaryota; Metazoa; Chordata; Actinopteri; Perciformes; Cyclopteridae
Product: nocturnin-like
Exons: 6
Coding region: 393-1541 (382 amino acids)
Biological process (GO): circadian rhythm
Molecular function (GO): poly(A)-specific ribonuclease activity
Source: RefSeq, a predicted model, not a curated record
ACCGAGAGCUUGGCUGUCACACACCGGGUGAGUCUGAGCUUUGUUUCCAGCUCGCACGCACGUCUUGGGACGCCGAGGUUGUAACCAAACGUCUGCUCGGCUGUUCUACUUCAGACUGUAUGAAGUUGGACACUUGGUCCCUGUGCACCAGCAGAUGGCAGAGGAGACCGGGUUGCCCUCCACUGUGACCUUGCCUUUGUAGCUAGAGGGUCAAUCAACCACCACUUCAAACAGGAACAAAAGCAUGCAGACGCAUGCACAAAGAGAAACGUUCCCACCGUCUGUGUCGCACACUAGUGGGACCACAGAGAGGCAGAGAAAGAGAUCCAAAAACCAGACCGCAGAAGUAGAGCUGAAGGGACGCAGCUAAUUCCAGUAAAGGAGUGUGUCCGAUGGGUGGAGGUGCCACCAGGCUGUACAGCGCCCUGACUCAGACCAGCAGCAGCUCUCCUCUCCCCCUCCCUGCGUCCCCCCAGCCUGCGGACACAACCCUGGAUCCAGCUUUCUGUCAGGGGCAGAAUACGUCCCCUGUAUGUCCCUCCAAUCCAGUGGAGCUGCUCCGACAGUGUGAAGAGGCCCUCGGGGACCGAGCACCUCGCCUCCACAGGACGUUCACUCACGUCAAUGAUGGAGACGGCGUCCCCAGCAGCUCCGUCAGGGUGAUGCAGUGGAACAUAUUGGCCCAAGCUCUGGGCGAGGGACUUGACAGUUUUGUCCAGUGUCCCCCGGAGGCCCUCAGUUGGUCCCGCAGGAAGUACCUCAUCUUAGAGGAGAUCCUUACCUACAGACCUCAUAUCCUGUGUCUACAGGAAGUCGACCACUACUAUGACACCCUCCAGCCGGUUCUGGCAGGCCUCGGUUACAGCGGCAACUUUUGCCCUAAACCCUGGUCGCCAUGCCUGGAAGUGGAGGGCAAUAAUGGUCCCGACGGCUGUGCGCUGUUCUUUGAUCAGUCGCGAUACGAGUUGUUAGAUAGUGUGAACAUAAGGCUGUCUGCCAUGCGGAUUCCAACCAAUCAGAUUGCUGUGGUGACGAUGCUGCGUUGUCGGAGAUCAGGGAGAUGUGUGUGUGUGGCCGUGACCCAUCUGAAGGCUCGUUCUGGCUGGGAGUGGUUCCGCAGCGCCCAGGGCUCCGACUUCCUGCGACACCUCCAGAAUCUGGUCCAGAAGCAUGCUGGAGAUCCUGCGGGUGCCCCCAUGUCAGACAUUCCUCUGUUCAUAUGUGGAGAUUUCAACGCAGUCCCGACUGAGGAGGUGUACCGACGUUUCAUCACGUCGCCUCUCGGUUUGGACUCUGCAUAUAAGAAACUCAGUCAAGACGGUUUGACUGAGCCAGAGUACACGACAUGGAAGAUUCGGUCUACGGGGGAAUGCUGUACCACUCUGGACUACAUCUGGUACAGUCAGGACACACUGAGAGUGGACAGAGUUUUGGACAUGCCCACUGAAGAACAGAUUGGGCCAAACAGGCUUCCGUCUUUUAGCUAUCCAUCAGACCAUCUCUCUCUUGUUUGUGACUUCAGCUUUAAGGCGAAGGAGUGAGGAAGGAAAUGAUGAACCGGCACACAGGAAGAGGCGACACUGAGAAGAGACACAGUCGAGAUUGGCUACUGGCUUCAUGCAACAAGAAGGCGGGCAUAUGAGACGCUAUUUUGGAGUGACAGGCGGAAGAUGACAACAGGUUGCAGGAAAAAACAGUUUGUUAUUUUUGACUGGAUGGACAGUCAGAUAACUUAUGACACAGAAGUCACAGAGAAUGCUGCUGCAGCAACAACAACAACAACGACAACAACAUAGUCUACCUCCACAGGGAAAGUAAAGGAUGGGAACCAUAGUUUCCAAUCUCAAUCUUGAAACUGUAGUAAAUGUUGUGCUUCAAACUGCCAUUGUACUACAGAGUGACUGAGAAUAAAGAUGUAUAGUUUACAUUCAA